AUGCAGCGUUCGGUCCGUCUGGUACUCUCGAAUGCUCGACAAGUCCGGGCGUCAACCCGGGCCAUUGCGACCGCAACUACCUCGAAGCGGGAGAAAAUCAAGGUGGACAAUCCUGUGGUGGAUCUCGAUGGCGAUGAAAUGACUCGGAUUAUCUGGGACAACAUCAAGAAGAAGCUGAUUCUUCCAUAUCUCGACAUCGACAUAAAAUAUUUCGAUCUUGGAUUACCCCACAGGGAUGAGACGAAUGAUGAGGUUACCCACGCUGCAGCCGAAGCGAUCAAAAAAUACAGUGUAGGUAUCAAAUGUGCCACAAUUACGCCGGAUGAAGCAAGAGUGAAAGAGUUCAAGCUGAAGAAAAUGUGGCUGUCACCAAACGGAACUAUUCGUAAUAUCCUGAACGGUACCGUUUUCCGAGAACCUAUCAUCUGUAAGAACAUCCCUCGUCUGGUGCCUGGUUGGGAGAAGCCAAUAGUGAUCGGGAGGCAUGCCUUCGGAGAUCAGUAUCGUGCCACCGAUCUCGUCGUACCAGAAGGAUCAAAGCUGGAGUUUGUUGUAACAGCGCCAGACGGUAAGGAAGAAAGGACGACCGUAUUCCACUACAAAGGUACAGCUGGAGUUGGAAUGGCCAUGUACAAUACGGAUGAGAGCAUUCGCGGCUUCGCUCAUUCGUGCUUCCAGUAUGCUCUCAUGAAAAAAUGGCCAUUGUACUUGAGUACGAAAAACACGAUUCUGAAGCGAUACGACGGGCGCUUCAAAGACAUAUUCCAAGAAAUUUAUGAAGAAAAUUACGAAAAGGAUUUCAAAUCAGCGGGCACUUGGUAUGAGCACAGAUUGAUUGACGACCAGGCAGAUUUGAUGGCCGAUGUCGAUGCUUCAACAUUUCAGGUCGCUCAGUGUCUCAAGAGCGCUGGUGGUUUCGUUUGGGCUUGCAAGAACUACGACGGAGAUGUCCAGAGCGAUAUUGUUGCUCAAGGUUACGGUUCGCUUGGUUUGAUGACUUCAGUUCUGAUGUGUCCAGACGGAAAGACCAUGGAAGCUGAAGCGGCACAUGGUACUGUCACACGGCAUUACAGAGAAUAUCAAAAGGGUAACCCGACGUCCACGAAUCCGGUAGCAUCAAUCUUUGCAUGGUCCCGAGGACUGCACCAUCGUGGAGUAUUGGACAAAAACGAGAAGUUGAAAAGAUUUGCACACACCCUGGAGAAAGCUUGCAUCGAAACUAUUGAAGAAGGAAAGAUGACCAAGGACUUGUCUAUCUGUGUCCAUGGCUCGAAGAAAGGCGCUGAGAAAGGCAUGUUCCUCGUAACGGAGGACUUCCUCAGUGCCAUUGACAGCAAACUGGCCAGCUUGAUGAAGUGA
This is a messenger RNA of Ostertagia ostertagi, 1359 nucleotides long. The record is from the annotation of a GenBank genome assembly. Lineage: Eukaryota; Metazoa; Nematoda; Chromadorea; Rhabditida; Trichostrongylidae.